Messenger RNA from Manihot esculenta (cassava), 2943 nucleotides. RefSeq names its product transcription initiation factor TFIID subunit 8. Gene Ontology annotation, cellular component: transcription factor TFIID complex. Bases 428 to 1498 code for a protein of 356 amino acids. Lineage: Eukaryota; Viridiplantae; Streptophyta; Magnoliopsida; Malpighiales; Euphorbiaceae. The record is from RefSeq and is a predicted model, not a curated record. Gene Ontology annotation, molecular function: protein heterodimerization activity. The transcript has a single exon.
GCUUAUGAACAAAAGCCACUGUGCCUGAUUGUUUCUUCUCCAUCCCUUCUCUCUCGAUCCCCUCUCGGUCCCCAGCUCUGAGGGUUUUUCAAUCAUCCAUUUUCCCUCCAAUUUUAUCUCUAACUUCAUUACAGUUCUCUUUCACUUUGAACCCUGAAAAUUCCUCUUCUUUUAGGGUUUAUCAUAUAUCCUAUACGAUUAUUUUUCCACCCUAAUCUCUUUUUUCUGCUUCUUCAAUGAUCUAAUUGAUCUGGGAUUCUUCAGUUUCGUUUCUUUCUUUUGGUUUUUGAAUACAUCUCUGCUGUUCACUACAAUUAGCAUUUCUCUUUCUCUCUUUGCUUUUCGAGGAAAAUCUUGAUGUUGGAUGGUUCCUUGGCUUAUAGUAUUUCAAUUGGUUGGUGAUUAAUGGAGACAUGACGAUUCAAAUAUGAGCAAUGGAGGUACAGAUACUGUACAAGGAAGACCCAAAGCGUAUGACUUUGGUCAGGCGGUGUCUAGAAUGGCAGUUGCGCAAAUAUGCGAGGCCCUGGGUUUUCAGGGUUUCAAAGAGUCGGCUUUAGAUGCAUUUACUGAUGUAGUAAUUCGUUACCUUCUUGACCUAGGCAAGAUUUCAAGCUUUCACGCUAAUUUAUCAGGUAGAACCCAAUGUAAUUUAUUUGACAUAGUUCGAGGUUUUGAAGAAAUGGGUGCACCGCGAGGGUUUUCGGGUGCAUCAAAUUCUAGCAAUUAUGUUAUUAAUUGGGGUGAUGUUAAGGAUAUAAUUGAAUUUGUGGGUUGUACCGAGGAUAUCCCUUUUGCUCAACCAGUGCCAUCUUUUCCAGUUGUUAGAGAUAGGAGAUUGAUUCCCAGUUUUUUAACCAUGAGUGAAACACCACCUGGGAAGCAUAUCCCAGCUUGGUUGCCUGCUUUUCCUGAUCCUCACACGUAUGUCCACACUCCUUUGUGGAAUGAGAGGGCUGCGGAUGCUCGUGCUGAAAAAAUUGAGCAAGCAAGGCAAAGGAGAAAGGCAGAGAGGGCUUUGUUGAGUUUGCAGCAGAGGUUGGUGAGCAAUGGCUCAGCAGGAGCAUCUUCUUCGGUGGCUGGUAAUGACAAUGUUAAGGAAUUAGGAGUAGUUGAGUCUAACACAUUUCUUUCCAUCCCUUUGAAACCUGGGGAGAAGGAUGUUUCUGCCAUUGUGUUGCCGGACAAGGUAAAACACACUGUUUGUUUGAUGGAGGCUUUUGCACCUGCUAUUGAAGCUGCAAAGGAAGAUGGCCUUCCAGAUGGUGGAGACAGUGCGAGGAGGUUGCUUCCUGGGAAGAGGCCUGCUGUGAACUUUAAAUUUAAAACUGGGAAGAAGCUACUAGGUGAACCUUUGGAUUUGACUCUUACAAGGAAGGGUGGAGGGAGAAUGGGGCAUUGGUUAGGGAGGGAUGAGGAGAGGGAUGAUAAGAAGAGGAGAGCAGAGUAUAUACUUAGGCAGUCUAUGGAAAACCCACAGGAACUCACCCAGUUGUAAAGUAAUUCAUUGACUGACUAGCUUAUUCAAGAAUGGCUGCAGCAGUGGGCUAGGGGGCAUAUUAAGUGGAUAUCAUGAGAUUCUGUUUGAGUCCCUCCGAUUCCUACUAACAAUUUUUUUGGGUAUGUGAGUGCUUGUUUUCUGUUUCUUUGUAUUUGGUCUCAACUGAUGCUUUGACAGUUUGACAGUGAAGUGUUAGCCUCUUUGUUCCUCUUUGGAUAUUCAUGUGGAAUUGAUUUCUUAUAGAACUGAAUGCUGACAAGGGGUCAUAUAUCCAAACCCUAUUAGUUUGGGAUUAAGACUUAGUUGUUGUAUUAUGGAAAAAAUGCAGUGUGCUUCCUGGUUCUGGCUAUUGGUGCCUCUCUCUGUGUUUUGACAUGCAGUAAAGUUUAUAUAUGUAGGAUAUUAUGCAAUUCUGCAAAUAGCAUGAUAAUUGUAUCAUGCGUUAAACAAUUUGAGGCAAUAGUUAUCUAGAGGAGGAAAAAGGCAAUACCUCCCAUAAUAUGAGAAAUAGUCGCUAAAUACCAGUAGUUAACUUAAGAAGAAUGUUCAAGUAUCCAGUUUAGAGAUGGCUUUCUACAUAUUUCUGCUGUGUAGCAUUUAUUCUACAAAUUAUAAAAAUGUAAACACUUUAAUUUCUUACAUGCUCGAUAGAACACUGGGUGUAAUAUGGACCAGAUAUUAUUAUUACUAUGUCCUGUUGACAGCAUGUAAAUCAGCAUUAAAUUUUUCUACUCAAAAAGAGAAAAUUGGUAUUUGGUGCAUGCACAUUUUAAUUUGACUUCAUUCAUGGAAGUUUAUUAGUAUUUGAUUGCAUAGCAAUUCAAGGUUUCUGUAUUAUUGUUGGUGCACUUUAUGAUGGGAUUUUUUGGAGUUUUGUUGCAUCAUACGAGAUGUAUAGUGCAGUCAUUUUAUUGGAUCCAAAUUAUUCUUGGCAUCUUUGAGAAAUGGAGGAUAUGCAAAAUACCUUAAUGUCGCGACUGAGAACUUUUUAGGCUGGGCAGAUUACAUUAUGAGACCAUUUUGAGAAAUGCUGCUUUCUCGAAGAUGCUUACUUCACUGGCAAUUUUUCUUCCAUUGUUUUACGUUGGAAGACAAGGUUUGUUUUGUAGAGAAAAUAAUGGCAGAAGCUUGUGGUUUCCGCUGGCAAAUGAAUUGGAGUUCACAGGCGGAUACUGCAAGGGGAAUUGGGGAAGACAAGUUCCCGUCCUAUGCAAUAGUUCGUAUUUUGGAGGGGCUGUUGUGCCUAUUUUGCUUGCAAUUGUCUGCAUCUUUUAUCGAUAGGAUUCCAGAGGAAAAAAAAAAACAAAGUUGAUCGAGUAUAUCUAAUCUGGAUCUGGAGGUUUUAUUUUUGAUUUUUUGUGAAUUUUAAGCAAUUUGAGGAUGCAAGUUAAUUGCACCAGUAACUUGUGGACUUCUCUAUAAUGCAGCCUCCUGUUUUACUA